Messenger RNA from Ilyonectria robusta, 1435 nucleotides. Its product is annotated as enolase C-terminal domain-like protein. The coding region runs from base 195 to 1340 and encodes 381 amino acids. Lineage: Eukaryota; Fungi; Ascomycota; Sordariomycetes; Hypocreales; Nectriaceae. The transcript has 4 exons. Gene Ontology annotation, molecular function: galactonate dehydratase activity. The record is from RefSeq and is a predicted model, not a curated record. Gene Ontology annotation, biological process: D-galactonate catabolic process; amino acid catabolic process.
GCGACUCGGAUGAGACGCCGCAUCGGACGGCCCGGUGGCAUAUCCGACCCGGCCAAAUCCGCCCCGAGAGUCCAUCCUCCGUUCACAUUCAUCGGGCAUCCAAAACAUCUCCAUCAUUUAUAACCAAAAGGCCGGCUGUCUUGGGUGCGGCAACUCUCGUUAGACGACAUUCUGUUGCCAAGGCACGAUCCAAAAUGGGCAAGAUCGCCACGAUUGAGUAUUUCCGCGUACCCCCGCGUUGGUUGUUUGUCAAAAUCACCGACGACGCUGGGAACGUGGGCUGGGGAGAGGCUUCGUUAGAGGGCCACACACAGGCUGUCGAAGGAUGUCUAGAUGCCUGGAUCGCCCAGUACACGGGCAUGGAGGCCAAUGACAUUGAGCAAAUAUGGCAAAAGUCCUGGCGCAUGGGCUUCUACAGAGGCGGGCCCGUGUUUAUGAGCGCCCUGGCUGGAAUUGACAUCGCGCUUUGGGAUCUCAAAGCUAGAAAGCUCGGCGUGCCAAUCUACGAACUACUGGGUGGCAAGGUCCGAGACACGCUCAAGGUGUAUGCAUGGAUCGGUGGUGAUCGGCCUGCAGAUAUUGAGGCUCAAGCACUCUCGCGCAAGGCCCAAGGCUUCACUGCCGUCAAGAUGAACGGCACUGAAGACCUCGGCUGGCUUGACUCGCCAUCCGCACUCGAUGAUUGUAUCGAGCGAGUCAAAAUCGUAAAGGCCGCUGGCAUGGACGCCGGCGUUGACUUCCACGGCCGCGUGCACAAGCCCAUGGCCAAGCAGCUUGCGGCUCUGCUCGCGCCUCACCGGCCCAUGUUCAUUGAAGAGCCCCUGCUUUCGGAGCACCUCGAGGGAAUCAAGGCCUUCGCACAGGCCGUUACAUCGCCGAUUGCCCUGGGUGAGCGGCUGCAUAGCCGGUGGGACGUUAAGCCGUUCCUCGAAGCGGCGUGUGUCGACAUUCUGCAGCCGGACAUUUCGCACGUGGGCGGCAUCUCGGAAAUGAGGCGCAUCGCGGCCAUGGCAGAGGCAUACGACGUCGCUCUUGCGCCGCAUUGCCCACUGGGGCCUAUUGCCCUGGCAGCUAACAUCCAGGUCGACGCGGCGACGCCCAACUUUGCGAUCCAGGAGAUGAGUCUCGGCAUCCACUACAACACGGGCGGCCACGACUUGCUGUCCUACAUCACGAACCCCGAGAUCUGGGACGUCAAGGACGGUUACAUCAAGCUCAUGACGGGGCCCGGACUGGGAAUCGACGUUGAUGAGGCCAAGAUCCGCGAGCUCAGCAAGAACGCGGAGCCGUGGGUGAGUCCGGGGUUCGUCGGGCCAGGGGGAGAGUGGCGAGAAUGGUAGAGGAUGUCACACACCAAACGAUCACUCUACUUCAAUCUACCCUAGACUAGACUAGACUGGACUAGACUCUAAAGAAAUAAACUCGUACAAGCGAU